CCUUAAUCAAGUUUGGCUACAAACCUUUAUAAAUACGGACCUCAAAAGCUAUCAACAUCCAAGUUUCGCUCCCAUCUUUUCCUCUUCCUCCGGUCUUUCCUUAAAGAAAACCUCUGGAUCCCGUGACCUAAUUUCUCUCACAAGAUGCCAAUGCAAAUAUUUGUCAAAACUUUGACUGGAAAGACCAUCACUCUCGAGGUUGAGAGUUCUGACACUAUCGAUAAUGUUAAAGCCAAGAUUCAAGACAAGGAGGGGAUACCCCCAGAUCAACAGAGACUGAUCUUCUCUGGCAAGCAGCUUGAAGAUGGGAGAACCCUUGCUGACUACAACAUCCAGAAGGAAUCUACACUUCAUCUUGUUUUACGUCUACGUGGUGGUAUGCAGAUCUUUGUUAAAACUUUAACUGGCAAGACAAUCACUCUCGAGGUUGAAAGCUCCGACACUAUCGACAAUGUGAAAGCAAAAAUCCAAGACAAGGAGGGAAUUCCUCCAGACCAACAACGUUUGAUUUUUGCUGGGAAACAACUUGAAGAUGGCAGGACUUUGGCUGAUUAUAACAUCCAGAAGGAAUCCACCUUGCACUUGGUUCUUCGACUAAGAGGUGGAAUGCAGAUCUUUGUGAAAACUUUAACUGGCAAGACAAUCACUCUCGAGGUUGAAAGCUCGGACACCAUCGACAAUGUGAAAGCAAAAAUCCAAGACAAGGAGGGAAUUCCUCCAGACCAACAGCGUUUGAUUUUUGCUGGGAAACAACUUGAAGAUGGAAGGACUUUGGCUGAUUACAACAUCCAGAAGGAAUCCACCUUGCACUUGGUUCUUCGACUAAGAGGUGGAAUGCAGAUCUUUGUGAAAACUUUAACUGGCAAGACAAUCACUCUCGAGGUUGAAAGCUCGGACACCAUCGACAAUGUGAAAACAAAAAUCCAAGACAAGGAGGGAAUUCCUCCAGACCAACAACGUUUGAUUUUUGCUGGGAAACAACUUGAAGAUGGCAGGACUUUGGCUGAUUAUAACAUCCAGAAGGAAUCCACCUUGCACUUGGUUCUUCGACUAAGAGGUGGAAUGCAGAUCUUUGUGAAAACUUUAACUGGCAAGACAAUCACUCUCGAGGUUGAAAGCUCGGACACCAUCGACAAUGUGAAAGCAAAAAUCCAAGACAAGGAGGGAAUUCCUCCAGACCAACAGCGUUUGAUUUUUGCUGGGAAACAACUUGAAGAUGGAAGGACUUUGGCUGAUUACAACAUUCAGAAAGAAUCCACCUUGCACUUGGUUCUUCGACUAAGAGGAGGAAUGCAGAUUUUUGUUAAAACAUUAACAGGGAAAACAAUUACACUUGAGGUUGAGAGCUCUGACACCAUCGACAAUGUGAAGGCCAAGAUUCAAGACAAGGAGGGAAUUCCUCCAGACCAGCAGAGGUUAAUUUUUGCUGGGAAACAGCUUGAAGAUGGUCGAACCCUAGCUGAUUACAAUAUCCAAAAGGAAUCCACCCUGCACUUGGUUCUCCGUCUGAGGGGAGGGAUGCAAAUCUUUGUCAAGACUCUAACUGGCAAAACUAUCACCCUUGAGGUCGAGAAUUCUGAUACAAUUGAUAAUGUGAAAGCCAAGAUUCAAGACAAGGAGGGGAUUCCUCCAGACCAGCAGAGGUUAAUUUUUGCUGGGAAACAGCUUGAAGAUGGUCGAACGCUAGCUGAUUACAAUAUCCAAAAGGAAUCCACCCUGCACUUGGUUCUUCGUCUGAGGGGAGGAAUGCAGAUCUUUGUCAAGACUCUUACUGGCAAAACUAUCACCCUAGAGGUCGAGAGUUCUGAUACCAUCGAUAAUGUCAAGGCAAAGAUUCAAGACAAGGAGGGGAUUCCUCCUGAUCAACAGAGACUGAUUUUUGCUGGGAAGCAACUGGAAGAUGGGCGAACCCUAGCUGAUUACAAUAUCCAGAAGGAAUCCACCCUGCACUUGGUUCUUCGUCUGAGGGGAGGAAUGCAGAUCUUUGUCAAGACUCUUACUGGCAAAACUAUCACCCUAGAGGUCGAGAGUUCUGACACUAUCGAUAAUGUGAAAGCAAAAAUCCAAGACAAGGAGGGGAUUCCUCCAGAUCAGCAAAGGUUAAUCUUUGCAGGGAAGCAGUUAGAAGAUGGAAGGACUCUUGCAGAUUACAACAUUCAGAAGGAGUCCACUCUUCAUCUUGUCCUUCGUCUCCGUGGUGGCAAUAAUUGAAAUGUCUGCUCUCUGAUGGCAUGUCAAGACAUGAUAGUCUUUCCUUUAGAUUGUUCUGUUUCUAAACAUGGUGACUAGUAUUAUGGUUUUUCUUUUUGGGUUUAUCUACUCUUUAUGUUCUGCAUUUUCCUAGCACAGUACCUCCACUAUCUUUAAUGGAGUAUUAAUUUUGAAGUUGUCUUAAAGUUACACAUCUA
Papaver somniferum (opium poppy) is the source of this 2408-nucleotide messenger RNA. RefSeq names its product polyubiquitin-like. Gene Ontology annotation, cellular component: cytoplasm; nucleus. The transcript has 2 exons. Gene Ontology annotation, biological process: modification-dependent protein catabolic process; protein ubiquitination. Gene Ontology annotation, molecular function: protein tag activity; ubiquitin protein ligase binding. Lineage: Eukaryota; Viridiplantae; Streptophyta; Magnoliopsida; Ranunculales; Papaveraceae. Bases 145 to 2211 code for a protein of 688 amino acids. The record is from RefSeq and is a predicted model, not a curated record.